Messenger RNA from Argentina anserina (silverweed cinquefoil), 1736 nucleotides. Its product is annotated as organic cation/carnitine transporter 2-like. Gene Ontology annotation, cellular component: membrane. Gene Ontology annotation, biological process: transmembrane transport. The transcript has a single exon. Gene Ontology annotation, molecular function: transmembrane transporter activity. The record is from RefSeq and is a predicted model, not a curated record. The coding region runs from base 120 to 1679 and encodes 519 amino acids. Lineage: Eukaryota; Viridiplantae; Streptophyta; Magnoliopsida; Rosales; Rosaceae.
AAUGCGAUUGUUUCAACCAAAACUAAUGGAAAAAGACAAGCAGAUCUUUUGCCCCCAAUCACUGUCAAAUCUUCAAGCUACAACUCAGUAACCCAGAAAUCCUGAUCUGCUAGCAAACGAUGGCUGAUCCAACUACUCUUCUGCCUCGACCCAGUAGAGAAGAAGAUCCAGAAACUCCAAGAACCAAUCUUCACCACUCCUUAGACCAAGUUAUUGAGCAGAGUGAAGCCAGUUUUGGUUGGAACCAAUUCUUGCAAUCCAUCCUUGUUUCCUUAGCAUCACUCUUUGAUGGAACACAAACCUUCAUCAGUGUCUACACAGAUGCAACACCCACCUGGCACUGCACCAGUGACACCUCAACCUGCAACACAAGCUCAGACAUCUGUGAUCUGUCUACUUCUGACUGGAGUUGGGAUUCAAUUUCCUCCAAGACAAUCAUAUCAGAUUGGAACCUCCAGUGCUCUAGCUCAUUCAUCACUGGGCUUCCAGCCUCGUCUUACUUCAUGGGUGGUGUUAUAGGUGGGUUUCUUCUCGGCACUCUAGCGGAUUCCUCACUCGGUCGCAAGAGACUGCUAGUGAUCUCAUGCAUUACAAUGUCUGUUGCUGCGUUUGCAACAAUCUUCUCUACAAAUGUUUGGAUUUACUCUGCAUUGAGGUUUGUAAGUGGCAUUGGCCGUUCUUGUAUUAGUACAUGUGUACUGGUUUUGUUAAUGGAGAGAGUUGGAAGAAAAUGGAGGCCUAGAGUUGGAAUCAUGCAGUUCUUCUUUUUCACUCUUGGAUUUUUGUCACUACCAGCUAUUGCAUAUAUAAACAGAGCUAAUUCAUGGAGAGCUUUAUAUUUAUGUACUUCAAUUCCUGCAAUGCUUUACUGUUUAUUGCUGCAUUUCUUUGUUAAGGACUCUCCAAGAUGGCUCUUCAUGAAUGGCCGCGGAGAAGAAGCUGUAGCAAUACUUAAGAAAUCUGCUGCGUCGAAGCCAAUAAUUGGUGAACUGGACUCAAUGUUGUGUGCAGAAGACUUACGCUGUAAGGCAGUGGAAUCUACAAAAUCCAGUGAUCCAUAUAAGUCAAUGAAGGAUUUGUUUGCCAGGAAAUGGGCUAUGAAGAGAACACUAGUAGUUAUGGUGCUUGGUUUCGGCAUUGGAAUGGUUUACUAUGGUAUGCCACUAGGGGUUGGAAAUUUAGGCUUCAAUAUCUAUUUGAGUGUUAUGUUCAAUGCUUUGUUAGAGAUACCUUCAUAUCCACUCACAUUGAUCAUACUAGAAAAAUGGAGCAGGAAAUUCUCAGUGCUUUGGUUUUGCUUGGGGAGUGGGAUUUGUGGUGUGGUAUGUGCUGUGGUCGGUGACAAGCAAAAAGUGAUUAGAAUUGCUCUGGAGUUGGCUUCUUUCUUUUGCUCAAGAACAGCUUGGAAUCUGAUAUCGAUGUUCACAGUGGAGUUGUUCCCAACUUGUGUGAGGAACUCUGCUACAUCUUUGUUGAGGCAGUCGUAUAUUUUGAGUGCUGUGUUUAGUUCAAUGUUGGUUUCAGUUGGGAGCAGCAAUGGGUUUCUUUCAUAUGGAGUUUUUGGAGUGGCUAUAUUUGUGUCUGGUUUUUUUGUGGCUUUUUUACCAGACUCAAGAGGUGGAACACUUUGUGAUACCAUGGAUGAACAAGAAAGAAAAGAGAAUAUGAUUUUGGGAUGAGCGAUUUGGAUUUUUUUUUUUUGCAAUUUGGGAAUUUGUUUAUCAGGAAGAUGUGUC